Molecule: messenger RNA, 2004 nt
Organism: Cuscuta epithymum
Lineage: Eukaryota; Viridiplantae; Streptophyta; Magnoliopsida; Solanales; Convolvulaceae
Source: the annotation of a GenBank genome assembly
CUGGCAUCCGGGUUUCAUACUUUCAUAGCCUGAAGUUUUCACGUUUUAUUCUCUUCCCGUUUUAUUCUAUCAACAGUUUCUUCUUCCCAAAAAAAAAACUAUCAACAGCUUCACGUUUUCCUCACUCCCUCUCCUAAAUCAUUUCUCCUACACUUCUGACUCUACCUUCCUUAAUUAGCUUCAGUAUUACAUACGGAGUAUUUCUUUUGAAUCCCAAUUUAAAUCCCGAUUUUUUAAUCUCAAAAAAUAAAAAUAAAUUAAUGCUCGCCAUUAAGGAGUAAUUGAAGUGCAGAAUAUACUUCGCCGGAGCCUGAAUUACGAUUUGAGAUGAAUCAGAUGAUGUGUGUGGAUGCGUUAGUGCUAUUUGCCUCUUUUCUGCUGACGUUCACACCGCGCUCGGCGGCGGUGACGGAGCCUCAGCUUCUGGUGAACAUGACGCUGGUUAAAAACGCCUCAGCUACCGGAGCUUAUUGCUUGGACGGAAGUUUGCCGGCGUAUCACUUUGACAGAGGAUUCGGCGCCGGAGCUCAAAAUUGGCUUUUGCAGUUUGAGGGUGGUGGGUGGUGUGACGACAUUAAAACAUGCUUGGACAGAUCUACAUCUAAGCGUGGAUCAACGACUUAUAUGAACAAGUGGGAGGUCUUUUCGGGCAUUCUCAGCAACAAUGCCUCUCUAAACCCUGAUUUUUACAAUUGGAACCGAGUAAAGCUUAGGUAUUGUGAUGGAGCAUCAUUUUCAGGAGAUUCGAAGUUUGAUAACGGGACAGUAUUGCUUUAUUUCAGAGGGCAGAGAAUUUGGCAAGCUAUCAUUCACGAUCUCCUUCCAAAAGGUUUGGGUCAAUCAAGAAAGGCUUUGCUUUCUGGUUGUUCUGCGGGUGGGUUAUCAACUUUUCUGCAUUGUGACAACUUCACCAGUUAUCUACCCAAGACAACAAGUGUCAAAUGCUUGAGUGAUGCUGGAUACUUCCUAGAUGAGAGAGAUAUAAGUCUGAACUAUACAAUGAGAUCUUUCUACCAGAACAUGCUUUUCCUACAUGCAGCAGGACACACCCUCAACAAAAAUUGCACUGAUUCUCUUACCCAUCCUGAACUGUGCAUCUUCCCACAGUACGCAUUACCUUACAUUCAAACACCAUUUUUCAUCUUAAACUCUGCAUAUGAUGUGUAUCAAUUUCAUCACAUACUGGUUCCUCCUUCUGCUGAUUUUGGUGGGCAUUGGAAAGCUUGCAAACUCAAUCCAGCAGCCUGUAGUCAAUUACAAUUGAGAACUUUACAUGGAUUCAGAAGAGACAUGCUCGCAUCUCUCACAGUUUUCUAUUACCACUCGAGAAGAGGAGGAAUGUAUAUAAAUUCAUGUUUUGCUCAUUGUCAAAGUGAGACUCAGGACACAUGGUUUGCAGUUGAUUCUCCCCGUAUAAAAAACAAGACUAUUGCAGAGGCAGUCGGUGACUGGUACUUCAGCAGAAGGGGAAGCAAACUGGUUGAUUGUGCAUAUCCCUGUGAUUCUACUUGCCAUAAUACCAUUGGCUGACAUACACAGAUUCAAUCACAUUCAACCCUGCACACAGAUUUCAUGAAAAGUAAUUGGAGAUGACAAUAAGUUUGUGAUUCUAUAUUGGUUGGCACAGUACAUGAUAACCACUACAAAAAAACUGUCAAUUUGCAGCAAAACCAUUAGUCAUUACAAACUGUCUGUUUGAUAAGAGACCGAUUUGCAGAAACUUGUUACAAGUUCGUCACAAAUUGACAGUUUUUUUGUAGAUAGAAUAUAUGUGCGGUUUAUGAUACUCAUAUGAGAUAGGUUAAGAAUACAAUUAUACAAUUAAGAAAAGAUUUGUCUCAUAAAUAGCAUAGGAUUAGUGAACAAAUUCAUUUUUAGCAACGAAUAAGAGCAGUUUUUUAUUGAUGUAUACACAUAUUAUUGAUUCGCCUCUUAGACAAAUUGAUCUUUCAUUUCAAUGUACACCAAUUUUAUACAAGUAUUUAGCUUCGCCCCUUAGACACC